Messenger RNA from Calypte anna (Anna's hummingbird), 9909 nucleotides. RefSeq names its product transforming acidic coiled-coil containing protein 2 (gene TACC2). The transcript is spliced from 23 exons. Gene Ontology annotation, biological process: cerebral cortex development; cell population proliferation; mitotic spindle organization. Gene Ontology annotation, cellular component: cytoplasm. The coding region runs from base 225 to 9446 and encodes 3073 amino acids. Lineage: Eukaryota; Metazoa; Chordata; Aves; Apodiformes; Trochilidae. The record is from RefSeq and is a predicted model, not a curated record.
GGAGUGCAGAAGGUUGGAAAAAAUCAGGGACAGAGUGGUUACAUUUCUUUUUUUAACCUAGAGGAAAAUCGGGCCAGAUGUUUUUAGACCAAGACUUUGUGGAACAGAGAACAAACUCUGGAAAGCCAGCAGCCAAAACAUAUGAAAUCCUAUAAAAUCCUGCCUCUUAUUCCUGUCAGUGAUCCUUCUUUAAUUGCUGUGCAAUACUGGACAUCCUCAUCAAAAUGGGCAAUGAGAACAGUAAUGCAGAAAAUCAGAGCUCUCCACAAGACUCAGAAUUAGGCCAGCCUCCUGGGAGUGGGAACACUUUGAAAAGGAGCCCUCAGGAAAACAGCAUAGAAAGAUCUGGAGGUCAGGACAGCUCAGAUCUUCUUCCUGCCACUGUGCAACUGUCUGAGAGCAAAUCCCCAUCAGUUCCAGGACCUCCAAGCAUCAGUAAUGAAGGCAUCAGUAGCUUCAGUGCUGAAGAUUUACCCAACCCAAAGUCAAGCAUGAUGUCUUCAGAGGUGACAGGACAGAACAGGAUCUUGCAAGAAGAUGGAGGACAAACAGGCUCUGAUUUCUUAAAGCAGGCUGCAGAAGCAAGAGAGAGAAGUCUGCCUGCUUCAGUGCCUUUAGCAGACUGUGCCAAAGAACCUGUCACAGCAGACCUUACAAGCAGAAGUGACAAGUUCCCAACCUCAGACUGCACUGAAGCAGUGCCAUCACCAUGUCCCACGAGUGACAAAGAAGAGGGAAUAGCACAAGCUGAGGACAGAGGCCCACACUGUGACAUCAUUGCUGCCACUUCUAUGAAAAAUGGAGAGAAUGAUCCCAGAAAGCCCAGCCUGGAGCCCAGCCCUCCUGCAGCAAUCACAGAAAUGCCAGGAACUGCACAAAGGAGUUGGAGUGAAUUAGGAUUGCUAUGGCAGAGGGAACAGCUGGGUGGCAUGAGGGAACCACAUGUCAGCACCUUCCCCCAGGGUAAAGAAGCAGGAGAUUAUUUUACUGCUCAGGAGGCCAAGCAGGAGCAAGGAGUUUUGGAAGUAGGUCAGGCACAGCUUGUAAUGCAGCAAGGUAGACAGGACACAGAUGGUGGAGAGGGUCUGCUAAUGAAAAAGGAAACCCUAAUCCUAAAUUAUCCAGCAACAGGAGGCUCAGACGGUGAAAAAUUUGGAGCAAAUGUGGAUGCUCAGGGCUUUACUGAGCUCAGUGAAGUUGGCAAUCUACAGACAGGGGCUGUCACAACAGCUAAAGAGAAUGAGACAAAUCCAGCUCUAUCUGGAAGCAAAGGGGAGCAAUCAGAAGCCUGUACUUUAAUGUCAGAGUUGCCUUCUAACCCUCCGAAUCUCUUUCUGGUACCAAAGCCUAAAGAGCCUUCGAGGGAAUAUGUGCAUGGAAAUGACACUCAGGAUCCAAUGAGUGGUACAGGGAAAACAGCCUCUGAAAAAACUGAACUCAUUUUUCAAAGAGAGCUUCAAAAGGAGGAUGAGCUCGUUAGCACUGAGCAUUGCACUGUGCCUUUAUCAUUUAAGCAAAAGGAAGAAGAAAAAUCAGCUGUCACAACUGAAAGCCUAAAAGAUGAAGCCAGUAGCAAUGAAAUUACAAAAGCUGAUGAUGUGUCUAGAGAAAGCACCAUACUUUCUGAAACAGAAAGCAUUAUCAGUCCCACCACGGAAAAUUCCCCAGUAGAUAAAAGAUUAAUACCUGAAGAAUAUGCAUCAAGUACUUCUCUGAGCAGAUCCACAGAGCUGAAUCAAAAAGAAACCAAGGUGGGUUUAACAGGAGAAAAAAAAGAAGACAGAACAGUGGAGGCACAAGUAACAGAAAGCACUGAAUUUCCUGAGGGGUCAAGUGGAGCAGAAAGACAACCACUGAACUCUGUCAGCAGCCACCACCAGGACAUGGAAAAUACCCACUGGGGACACAAUCCUGAAGAUUUCAGUCUUUGUAAAAAGGCUUCCCCAGGGCAAGAAGCUGUGGGAAAGCCUCUGCAUUUAGACAGCAACUUUACACUGCAAGAACACAAUUCAGACUCUCUUGGUUGCAAACCUGAACAACAAAUGAGUGAAGAAAAAACUGAGGAUCUGAAGAAUAAGCUUGUGGCUUCACCACAGUUUCCAAGAGAGGAAUGUCCUCUGAGUUUUGAUUGCUUCAACACUGAGGCAGAAGACAAAACUUCAGGCCAGUCAGGCUGUAGUGGGACUGAAAAAGUUUGUUCAGAUGAUGCACACAGUUCACCUCUCCUCCACCCUGAGAACAAUAACAUUAAGCAGAGUAAGCAGGAUGAGGCCUGGGAGAAAGCUAUUGCUAGAGAAACUGCAUUGGAACCUGAAUGCAAAACUGAGAGUCAAGGGAAGGCUGAGAGCUAUAGCAAGUCAGAAAAAGGAGGAGAAAUGUCCAAAUCAAAACCUGAGCCCCAGGGCUCUAAUGAGUUGGCAGUGCCCAUGGAUUGCAUGGAUUUACGAAGUGAGGAGACCUCACAGGUUUCCAGAGCAGAAGAGGAUGGUGCCAUCACUGAAAUGCUUUGCAGUGAUCCAGAGCAACAACCUGCAGCUGCACAAAGCAGUGCCAGGGAUGGGGAAGUAAAUGAGGAUAUCCAGCAGGAGAAGCACCAAACUGGGGUGAAAAGUUUUGUGGAGGACGAAGAUUUGACACUGAAAAGUGAACGGAAAUGUGAUGAGCAAGGUCAGCUGGAGCAAGAAGCAGCAGAAAGUCACAGAAAUAUGAAGGUGGUUUGUUUAGAAACCUCCCAAGCUGUAGCUGAUCCUUCAGGACUAAUUCCUCAGCCUAUUUGUGUGGAGGAAGGGGGUGACAGCCCUGUCAGUGAAAACAAGUGUCCCUCUGAGAGUGACACGUGCAGCUCUUCAGGGACCCUGGAAAUCAGAGAACUGCAGGAAAAUGCAGGUGUUCCAGCUGCUCUUCCCCAAGCAGGGCAAAUGGAGGAGUCAGUGUCUGCUGCUGGGGCCAGUGACUGGAUUUCAGACACAGGACUUGAACAGCAGAACCAGCAAAGCAGUCUGACAACUGUCACAAGAGCAGGUGAUCAGGAGCACAGAGAAAAUGCUCUAAAACCUGAAGGGCCAUUGGACCUACAUAAUCACAGCAACAUACCAGAAAUACCUCUCAACAUUUCCAACAACCUCAAUAAAGAAUCUUCUGUGCCAGGUCCAGCCCCGACCCAAUGUGAGUCUGCCACAGGAAAAGAAAAGGAGCAGGAUAAAAGCAGUGCUGUGGUGUCAGAGAGUAUGUGCAGCAGUGAACAGGGGCAAAAUAUUCCUGAUGUGACAAUGUUUAAUUUGCCAGAUUGCAAUGAGCAAAACACAAGUGAUCUCAAGGCAGAAGAAAACUGCUGCAGUAAGCAAAACUUGAACAAGCCCAAGCAGGAUAAUAAUUCUUUGAUCUCAGCUACUCAGCAUGAAGCAGCAUGUCAUACCAAUGUGUUUUCUAAAGAAUCUGACAAGAAUGAACAGCCAGGCAGUGUAUGCAGGAUAAAGGAUACUCCUGGUGAAAGCUGUGCUGCUGAUAUAAACCCUGCUCUUCCAGGGAUGCAGAAUUCAGCAAGUGCCACUAACAUUUCACAGGCUUUGCCAAGUGAUCCAGAAAUAGCACAUACUUCUGAUAAUCCUGAGAAAAAUGAGCCUCAAAUAUCCCAUCCAGAAACUGAAGGGGAAAUGCCAUUAAUGGCAAAUAACUUGGAAAAGAUUGAAGGUUUGAUUGCUGACAGGGAAAUUAUACAGAAAGAUGGAAACACAGAGUUAAGUUGUGAGGACAGGGCUUCUGCCAUGGAAACAAGGCAAAGUGCUAAAAGUCCAGGGGCACAAGGAUCUCCUUCACCAUUGCAGGCACACAGGGAAGUUAUUCCCACUGAUAAGUCAUUUAAAUCCAGCUGCAUUCAAAAGACACCAGAAGAGCCUGGGUAUGGUCAAGCAAAUUUUACAGCCCUCUCUCCAGAGACCUCUGCAUUCAGCCAUCCCAUCCAGCAACCUAGAAACAACAGUGGAACCAAGGGAGAUUUGCUAAAUAAUGAGCUGGAAGUUGUAGCACCCCAAAAAGCCUUAGAAAGUAAUUCUGAUUUGCAGAUUGCUGCAGGUUCUCAGGUGUCUGCACACACAGAUCCUACACCCAGGGAAAGCAGAGGUAAACCAGCAAAUUCAGAAAAGAGUUCUGCAGGGAGUAUGGGUGUGGAUGAAAUAGAUGUUCCAGACCAGAGUUUUCAGGGUGAUGAAAACAGAAGUUUAGCCCUGCCAGAGACUUUAAAUGUGGGGCAGGGUCCUGGCAACUUCACACAGUUGAAUCCUGAGAAGCUGAAAGAAGAGGUAUCUGCAAUUAAAUCCAAAGAAACAGAAAGUGAGGUAAACUUCAAAGAACAGCAAAUUGACAGUUCAGCAGAGUCUCUGUUCACUCUCCCGACUCUAGAAGAGAAGCUGCUGAGCCUUUCAUCUGUUGGUAAACAAGGAGGCUGUAAUGAGGAAAUUGCAACCAAGAUCUGCAUAGAUGACAAGUGCGGUGAGAUCUUAGAGAAAUCUGGGAAUUCACAAAAACUGGAAGAGCUUUCAAAAGAGAAUAAUAACAUAACCAGGGCAGAGAUCAGUAUUUCUGAGCAGUCUGCAGAGAACUCUGGAAGGGAGCAUGAGGCUCUGACUUGCAGCUCUCUGGACAUCAGCUCCAGCCUUCCAGACUUUAGGCAGCACAUCAGCCAGAUAUUUAAAAAAACUGUCCACAGCACUCUGAGUGCUGAAUUACCCCAACUUUUGUCUGAAAACCAUGCAGACUUCAACCAGAGUCCAGUGGCCAGGGACACAGCAGAAGUGUGUGGUGCUGAGAACUUUUCAGAAUCCAACCAGGAGAGCAAAGCAGCUCCUGAGGGCACCUCAGAAGCAGAGGGGCAAGAGUUGUCUUUAGCUACUGAGACAUCCUGCAAAGCUGCUGAAGGCAAAUCUCUGCAACAAGAAAACACCGUGGCAGAGCUGCCACCCCCGAGGCUCCAGGACGCUGAGAAAAACAGGCAGCCCAGUAGCUGUUUGGAAGUGAUCCCUGGGCUGGAUGGCACAACACCUGCUGCAAGCACUCUGGAAAAUCUGCAAAAAUCAGCCCAAACCACUGAGCAACCAGAGAGCGGUGAGAUGGAAAGAAAGGAAGGCGUGUGUGCUGGUGGAGCUGAUCCUGACUCACUAAUAAGCUUAGAGAUAAAGCAGCAAGAACUGGCUUCAUUUGAUGGGGCAGCAGCUGAGAACUUCCCUGCAUAUUCUGCCAGUGAGCAACAACCCACUGGAGCUGUGAUCUCCACAGGCGACGUACAGAAGAGUGAGUCAAAAGAUGCUGCUGCUGCAGAGGGAAAUAACUUCAUUACAGAGUGUAAGGCAGAACCAGUUUCAUCUGGAGAGGAUGUAAGUCUUCCUACUGAACAGUGCCAGGAUCCUAAGCCAAAUGAACAGGAGAAAAGCGAGUCCGGUGCUCCAGACACUGCCAAGAGCAUCUCUGACAUGGCAGCUUCAACGUUUGUCCCAGGAGGAUCUUACAAGCAUGAAAAAUUGCCAGACAGUUUGGAUGUGUCACCCGGGGAAAAUCAGGGGACACACAUUGACAGCAAUUUUCUGCAUGAUGUUAAUCCUCGGGAUGACAUGCAGGUGAUAGAGGAUGAUCCAGUAAGUAGAAAAUGCUUGGAAACAUUGGAAGAGUCACAAGAUGCACAGGAAGAAAAGGAAUUGACCGUGCAUGGGUUAAUAGAUUACUUAAAAAAUGAAGGGAGCCAGGAUGAUUGCUUGCAAACUGACUCUGAAUUGGAAUCCAGCAAUAAGACUGAGGGCAAUGACAAAGAGAACAGUGACCCAGUGUUAAAGACAGGCAAUGAAAAAACUGGAGGCAUCCCUGAAACAGGUACUGCCAGGAUGUUAGUCACUGGGGAAGGUGACUUAGCUUUGAAAACAAGCACUGAAGAGCAGGAAACAGACCUGCACAAAAACCACUCUCCAACUGUUCCUGAGAUGGAGCAGGGUGAGCAGUCUGCAUGUGCAGAUCUUGCUGUUGCUGAAAAUGAGCAGAACAAGGUGAAUUCAGAAGAAGAAAGCUCACUUCAGGAUGCCAAAAGAAAGCUGUCCCCUCUUGCACUCACUGAGAACCUUGACCUCAAUGAACUUCAAGAGAUGGCUGUGGCAGGAUUGCCCUCUGAAAGCCCUCCUGGGCCAGGUGAUGCUAAACAGUUGGCUUCUCCCCCUGAUCCUUCUGCACCUCCCUUCCCUGUUUCUGUGGCAUCUGGAGAUGUUGAGCCCGUGGAUGUUGCUGAGCUGACUGCAGCAAGCACUUUCAAGCUUGAUAAAAGCAAAGAAGCUGAUAACCUCCUUCCUGGGGAUGAACCUUUGGCUGCAGCCCCUGCUGAUGGUGUAGAAGUGCCUGCUCAAGCAGCUGAAGGUUUCUCAAGGGAAAAAAAGAGGAGCUCUGACUCUGAAGAAGCAUUUGAGACCCCGGAGUCCACCACACCAGUCAAGGCACCACCUUCACCUCCACAGCCACCCCCUGAAGCAGCAGCAGCUGUUGCAGCAGACAUAGCAGAACAAGAAAUAAAACCCCAGCUGCCCUUGGAAGACACAGGAUUACCUUCAGAAACCCCACCUGUACCUGAUGUGUCCCACAGUGAUCCAGUUGAAGAAAACCCUUUCCGUCCCCCUUCCCAUUCUUUUUCCACCGUCUUCGAUGAGGACAAACCCAUAGCCAGCAGUGGAACUUACAACUUGGACUUUGAUAACAUUGAGUUCGUUGACUCUCUCCAUGCCUUAGGACCGAGCUCUCCAGACCUGAAGAAUCGUGAUCCCAAAGCCAAUGUCAGAAGAAAAUCAACUGAUUCAGUCCCAGUUUCCAAAUCGACGUUGUCUCGAUCUCUUAGCUUGCAAGCAAGUGAUUUUGAUGGAGCAUCUUAUCUUGGCAACAGUGAGACAUUAGCCCCAGCAGCAGAUGUGUAUGGUACUGGUUCAAGCAGUGCUUCCAGCACCCUGAAGAGAACAAAGAAACCCAGACCAGCUUCCAUAAAAAAGAAGCAGUCAGCCAAAAAAUCUCUGGAUGCUCCAGCAGUGAAGGAAACCCCACAAGAACCACCUGACCUUGGCCAAGCAGCUUGUGUCCCAGGUGAGGAUAAAGCAGCCUUGGAAGCCAAGGCUGACUCAGUAAAGCCUGAAUGUACUGAACCUUCUCAAAUCUCUGCUGAGAAACAGGAGGCCCUGCCCGUGCCUGAAGGAUCCAACCCUUUGGAUCCGGAGAGUUUUGAAGGGAUCUUUAGCACUGGAGGCAGCAAAAUACAAAACUCUCCCCCUGCCAAGAAGAAAUCACUACCUCUGACCACGGCACCCCAGGCUGGGGAAGUGACUCCGCCGGACACCGGAGGACAAGAGGACCCUCCUGUCAAAGGCAUUGCAGUGAGGCUGGAGUUCGAUUAUUCUGAAGAAAAAGGGGUGAGUGAAGAGCAGCAGGAGAGUGCUGCUCCUCCCAAAAAAGCAGGGAAAAAGCCCGGUGCUAAAAUGCCACUACGGAGGCCAAAGACUAAAAAGUCAGUGGAAAAGCCUGACAAUGCUCCAACCACACCCACCAAGUCACCCGUGGAUCCAAACGAAAUCCCCAUCACUAAAGGCUCUUACACUUUUGAUAUUGAUAAGUGGGAUGAUCCCAAUUUUAACCCCUUCUCAUCUAGUACAAAAAUGCAAGAAUCCCCCAAACUGCCUCAACAAACGUACAGCUUUGAGCCAGAGAUGUGUGAGGACUCUAUUGACCCUUUCAAGUCUUCUCCUAAGAUUGCCAGCUCACCCUCCAAAUCUCCAGCUUCCUUUGAGAUACCAGCCAGUGCCAAUGAAACAAAUGGAACUGAAGGAGACAGCUUGAAUAAACCUGCAAAGAAGAAGAAAACUCCACUAAAAACUGAUACAUUUAGGGUGAAAAAAUCACCAAAAAGAUCCCCACUAUCUGAUCCUCCUUCUCAGGAUCCCACUCCACUGCCUACUCCAGAAACACCUCCUGUCAUAUCCACUGUGGUUCAUGCAACAGAUGAGGAGAAACUGGCAUCCUCAGUGACCAGCCAGAAAUGGACCUGCAUGACUGUGGACCUGAACACAGAUAAACAGGAUUACCCACAGCCAUCUGAUCUCUCUACAUUUGUUAAUGAGACUAAAUUCAGCUCUCCCACAGAGGAAUUGGAAUAUGGCAACUCGUAUGAAAUAGAAUAUAUGGAGAAAAUAGGUUCCUCUGUGCCACAGGAUGAUAGCACCCCGAAGAAACAAUCUUUGUACCUAAUGUUUGAUGCACAGCAGGAGAGCCCAGUCAAAUCACCUCCCAUCAGACUGUCUGAUUCCACAACACCAUGCUCAGGGUCAAGUUUUGAAGACCCUGAAGCCCAGCAAUCCUCUGGAAUGAAAAUUCAACAUCCAGCUUCCCGAGUCCUAGCUGCCAGCCAGGAGGCACAUUUACAGUCACCUGACAAGUCAAAGCAGAAAGACCUAGAGCCCAUGACCCUAGGAACAACUCCAGAGGCUAUUGAAAUAACAUCUCCUGAAGACUCCUUUGUCUCUGCUGAUGCUCUUCUCAAUAGGAUAUCUAAGAAAACCUCAAUAUGUGAUCAGCCUGAAUAUCUAGAUCCUGACUUAGCAGAAAAGAACCCCCCAGUAUUUGCUCAGAAACUUCAGGAGGAGUUAGAGUUUGCUGCAAUGAGGAUAGAAGCCCUGAAGUUAGCCAGGCAGAUUGCCCUGUCUUCUUUCCACUCCAAGAGAGAACCUGCUAUCCCAGCAGAUGUUUCCAUCUCUAAAAGUGCACUCUACUCCCGGAUCGGCGCCCCGGAUGCAGAAAGCACCACGGCUCUGCUCUACCCCCAGCAAGACUUGGACUCAGCUCUACGACUGGCUCGAGCAGAGAUUGUGGCCAAGGAAAGAGAAGUGUCUGAGUGGAAAGAAAAAUAUGAAGAAAGCAGAAGAGAAGUGAUGGAAAUGAGGAAAAUAGUUUCAGAAUAUGAGAAGACAAUUGCUCAGAUGAUAGAGGAUGAACAGAGAGAGAAAUCCGUCUCCCAUCACACUGUUCAGCAGCUGAUAGUGGAGAAGGAACAAGCUUUGGCAGAUCUGAACUCAGUGGAGAAAUCCCUGGCAGAUCUUUUCAGGAGAUAUGAAAAAAUGAAAGAAGUGUUGGAGGGCUUUCGGAAGAAUGAAGAAGUGUUAAAGAAAUGUGCACAGGAAUACUUGUCACGAGUAAAGAAGGAAGAGCAGAGGUAUCAAGCGCUCAAAAUUCACGCUGAGGAGAAACUGGACAGAGCCAAUGCUGAAAUUGCACAAGUGAGAGGCAAGGCCCAGCAAGAGCAAGCAGCAUAUCAGGCCAGCCUGCGUAAGGAGCAGCUGAAAGUGGAUGCUUUGGAAAGAACACUGGAACAAAAGAAUAAAGAGAUAGAAGAAUUAACAAAGAUUUGUGAUGAACUGAUUGCCAAAAUGGGGAAAAGCUAACUUUUAACCAAAUCUCUGGACUUCAAUACUGAGUGCAAUAUGACCAUUGGCACACUGAUGUCCAUACAUUUAUGUGGACAGGUUAUAUUUUCACUUUUUCGUAUGCACUACUGUAUUUUCUUUCUAAAUAAAGUUGAUUUAAUUGUAUGCAGUACAAAGAUGACUAUCAGAAUUUCUUGCUAUUGUUUGCAUUUUCAUAGUAUAAUUCAUAGCAAGUUGAUCUCAAAGUUCCUGUAUCAGGGAGAUUGUCAAGUUCUCUAAGAAAUUACAAAUUGCUGAUCCUAGCCUUCCCUUUGUACAUGAGUUCCCAUGUUGGAUGUCUUUUGGAUUUAAUAUAAACAUGUAUUACUUGCAUGGGGACUCUUGCCUUAAGGAGUGUAAACUUUAUCUGCAUUUGCUGAUUUGUAAAAUAAAAUUUAAAACAGAAAAAAAAAAAAAAGAAAAAAAAAUGCAUGUCACAAGU